Molecule: messenger RNA, 690 nt
Organism: Strongylus vulgaris
Lineage: Eukaryota; Metazoa; Nematoda; Chromadorea; Rhabditida; Strongylidae
Source: the annotation of a GenBank genome assembly
UGGAAUCCCGACCCUGAAGAAGUUACCAUCGGUUUUAUUUACUCAGGAAUAGCAGUAUGUAUCGUACCACUAUACAUUAUUGUUCUCUACGUGAUGCUUACUGACAAGGAGAUCACGUCCAAUCCGCAAUAUCGGCUAAUGAAUCAGAUAAAUCUGGCUGAUUUUGGUCAGGUUAUAUUCCAUACACUUUCCGGCAUCUACAUCAUAUUUCCUCAAAUACAAAAGCAAUAUCAACUCUUAGUUCGAAUAAGUGGUUGCACAGCGAAUUCUUUAUGGUUGGCAAUGUUUCCUGUUAUGAGUGUUCUGUCCAUCAGUAGAAUAUUAGUAAUACAAGAGAUUAUUUCUCCAAAAAACUUUCCCAGUGCACUUAAAGCUCUCAUGGUAACUGGAUGGUUGUAUUCGAUUGGUGUAUGGCUGUGGGGCUGUAGCACGCAGAAUUUCUUUUUAAUAGGUGUCGGAUGGUCGUAUGAUUUUACAAAGUUGGGAGCACCAACUUUGUCUGCUUUGGAGUGGUAUUUGUGUUUUCCCAGUCUGGGAUUAACCUAUAUCGCCUAUCUGGUUAUUGUCAUCCAUGUACAUGCGAGUCCAGAAAUGUUUUUACUAGAAGCUGUAGGCUUCUCCAUAAAAAGAACAGCGCCAAAAUGUUUAAGUUGCAAGAGAAAAAUGAAGCAUCGACUUGAAUGGGGUUAA